CACUCACUUGAUUAACUAUUGAAUUAAUUAAUUAAUUAAUUAAUUAGAUUCUUUCAUUUCCUUCAACUUUUUUCACAUCACACUUCACACUCAUUACUCCCCACUUUCACUCUCAUCAUAUCUGCCCUUCUCCCUUUUAUCACUCACUCACUCACUUCCCUCCUUAAGAUCUGCUUCAAUCACCCUUCAUAAAAAAGAGCUCUCUUUUUUCAUCAGGUGAUUGCAUUGUGAUCUUUCUUUGGAGUAGGGAGUGAGAGUCCAGCUCGCCAUCAUGACCCCCAAACAUGGUGGUAGAUCCCGAGGGUCCAUGUCGAUAUUUAUUGUGCUCGGACUUUGCUGUUUCUGUUACUUACUAGGAACUUGGCAAAGAAGUGGCUUUGGCAAGGGGGAUAGUAUAGCCAUGAAGAUGUCAAAGGUGGCUGAUUUGACAGACUGCGGUGUAAAGUCAGAUUUGGAUUUUGAACCUCACCAUAAAUUUGUUGGGACUUUUGAGUCUUCUGAGGUGAUAGUUAAAAAGUAUGAGGUAUGUGAUGAAAAAUACUCUGAUUAUACUCCUUGCCAGGAGCAGGACAGAGCUAUGAAAUUCCCAAGGGAAAAUAUGAUCUACAGAGAGAGACAUUGCCCCCCAGAUGAGGAAAAAUUGCGCUGUCUUAUCCCAGCACCUGUGGGAUACACAACUCCAUUCCCCUGGCCGAAAAGUCGGGAUUAUGUUUACUAUGCUAAUGUGCCUUAUAAGCAUCUGACUGUUGAGAAGGCUGGCCAACAUUGGGUAGAUUUUCAAGGCAAUGUAUUUAAAUUUCCUGGUGGUGGGACAAUGUUCCCUCAAGGUGCUGAUGCUUACAUUGACGAGCUUGCCAGUGUAAUUCCGAUUGCAGAUGGUACUGUUAGAACAGCAUUGGAUACUGGCUGCGGGGUUGCAAGCUGGGGUGCAUACAUGCUGAAGAGAAAUGUGUUGGCUAUGUCAUUUGCACCACGAGACAAUCACGAAGCUCAAGUGCAGUUUGCAUUAGAGAGAGGAGUGCCGGCAGUUAUUGGUGUACUUGGAAGUAUAUAUCUUCCAUAUCCCGCAAGGGCCUUUGAUAUGGCCCAGUGCUCCAGAUGUUUGAUACCAUGGGGAAAUGAUGAUGGGAAGUCUCUGAUGGAAGUAGACCGUGUUCUGAGACCUGGUGGUUACUGGGUGUUGUCUGGUCCUCCUUACAAUUGGAAGACAUAUCAUAAAGUAUGGAAGCGUACAAUAGAAGACUGCAAAGCUGAGCAGAAGAGAAUUGAAGAUUUGGCUGAGUCUCUAUGCUGGGAGAAAAAGUACGAGAAAGGAGAUAUUGCUAUAUUUAGAAAGAAGAUCAAUGCUGAAUCCUGCAAACAAAAGCCACAGAAUGUCUGCGAGUCACGAAAUCCUGAUGACGUCUGGUACAAGAAAAUGGAAACUUGCGUGACACCUUUCCCUGAGGUAUCAAGCUCAAGUGAGGUUGCUGGAGGCAAGUUGGAGAAAUUCCCUGCCAGACUUUUUGCAACUCCUCCCAGAAUUGCCAAGGGGUUGGUUCCAAGGGUCACCGAAGAGUCAUACCAAGAAGACAAUGCAAAGUGGAAGAAGCAUGUCAAAGCUUACAAAAACCACAAUAGAUUAAUUGGAACAACCAGAUACCGCAACAUAAUGGAUAUGAAUGCAGACCUUGGUGGUUUUGCAGCAGCACUUGAUUCACCCAAGGUUUGGGUUAUGAACGUUGUGCCCAAUAUUGCCGAAAACACUUUAGGGGUGGUAUAUGAAAGAGGUCUUAUUGGCAUAUAUCAUGACUGGUGUGAAGGUUUCUCUACUUACCCAAGGACAUAUGACCUGAUUCACGCUAAUGGUUUGUUCAGCAUGUACCAGGAUAAGUGUGAUUAUGAAGAUAUUCUUCUGGAGAUGGAUCGAAUCCUGCGCCCUGAAGGUGUAGUCAUCUUCAGAGACGCAGUUGACCCACUAAAUAAGGUUAAGCAAAUCGCUCGGGGUAUGAGGUGGGAUCUCAAGUUAAUAGACCAUGAAGACGGUCCGUUUGUGCCUGAGAAGAUACUCUUUGCAGUUAAACAAUAUUGGACUGCCGGUGAAAAGAACAGUACAUCAAGCAGCCAAUAAUUCUUUCAAAGAUCAAAGAACCGGUAUGUCAAAGGAGAAAAGGAAGGAAGAUGUCACCAAGAUGUUAGAGCUCUUAGUCGGAUCACUUUGUGGAAUCGAAGGUGAAAUUCUUGGCAUUAGAAGGUAUUUUUGUUACAUUAUUUGAUGUUAUAGGUAAUUUAUGUUGCUUUCGAAGAAAUGUAGUAUUUAGGUGGAGAAGAUGUAAUUUUGUGGGAAUAGAAGAGUUGUAAAGAGCAUGACCCUUGAGAUCAUGUGAUCGAUCUCUUGCCUAAAAUCCGGUUUAAGGUAUCCACUCGAAGUAUAGCUUGAUAACACAAUGUAAGCUACAAGUAAAAAAAAUCAUAAUGAUCCAUGCCUAAUUUAUGUUCUUCCAUAACUAUAGCCUUUAUAUGCACGAUCCUCCUAAUGUAUCGUCUCUCUA
Chenopodium quinoa (quinoa) is the source of this 2531-nucleotide messenger RNA. Its product is annotated as probable methyltransferase PMT14. Gene Ontology annotation, molecular function: methyltransferase activity. The coding region runs from base 272 to 2110 and encodes 612 amino acids. Gene Ontology annotation, cellular component: cytoplasm; endosome; trans-Golgi network. The record is from RefSeq and is a predicted model, not a curated record. NCBI's taxonomy places the organism in Eukaryota, Viridiplantae, Streptophyta, Magnoliopsida, Caryophyllales, Amaranthaceae. The transcript has 7 exons.